UCACUGCUACUGAAAAAACGUAUAUAGGGACUGAAACUGAAAGUGUGACUUUCUUCUGCUAGAGGCAACUGCAAGUUAGCUAGAUAUCGUUUUUUUUUGCGUUCUAAAAUGCCCCAAACAUAAUUUUGGACUUCAGACUUGUAAGCAAGCCCGACUCUUCGUAGUCAAACUUUUGAAAGUGUGGACCGAAGUUAGUCCUGCUGUUCGAAUGUAAACAUCCUUCCACUGUACGGAUAUUGCGCAAAUGAUGUUUGGAUUUAAACUAGCUGGCUCGUUAGCCCUGCAUUUGUUUUGCUAGCUUGUUAGUCAAACUACAGAAUGAACAGACAUAAGUACUUGCUUGAUCGACAUACCUUACAUCACACUUUAAUGAAAACGUAUGCUAUAACUGAGUUAUGAAAGUCAGCGUUUGUCUAACAUUAACGUUACAAUGUUAGCUAGCUGGAUUAUCGUGAAAUAGCUAAGUUAGCUAAAACAUCAAGCUUGAGAAUUGCAUUGUUAUUUAGCUCACGCCCACUGCCGCAAUUGUAAUAAUGCAAUGGCGUAACGUUAGUUAAUAGCAAUGUUAACUUAGCAAUUUCACGUUAGUUGUUAGUAAUACAGAAAAUUAAGUUAAGCUAGAUACAGUAACUGUUACAGCUUUGAAUUGGACCGGGGCCUGGUGUCACCCUCUCUAGAACUUGUAACGUUAGGCUAGAUAGAGUACUCGGAAGUCUGCAAAUUACCUAUGCUCACACCUAACCAGUGGACCUGAGCGAAAGCAUUAACGUUAACUUAUCUACGUACGGAUUCCCGAGCGGCCUUGCAGAGAAAGUUCUACGAAGAGCCACCAUGGGGUUUGUGACUUUUUUGUUUUCCACCAUUGGGAAAGCGAUAGACAUUUUACUCUUCAUGCUGGAUCUGAACUUCUGCAUUGUAAACUCUCUGGUCCGGCUGUUGGGGGUCCUAAUUACCUUUGUUAAUAGCCUGCCCGCAUUGCUGCUGAAGUCACUGGAGGAGUUCUGGAACUUCGCACGGUUUUGCUUGUUCACCGCUGGCGAGAGCACAGCCACGGCGGCCCAAGGUGCGCUCGUUGCCUCGCAGCAGCUUCUGGGCUGCACAUCAGAGAGCUUCAAGAUGGCGGGUCACCUGUCCUGCUACAUACUGGUUCGCGCUAAGGAGCUGCUGCACCGCUGGGCGCUGUGGGGGCACUGGCUGCUGCUACAGCUUUGGGAAGCCGGGGACAUCACCCUGAGCCUGAGUCUGUACAUCCUCAACACCUUGGUGAACAUGCUCCUGAUCGGCACACAGAGCUGCUACAGUGCGGUGGUCUGGAUCUGUGAAGCAGUGUGUGGCUCCUUGCAGAAAUCUGUGGAGCUGGGCCUGGCCCUGUUCACUAUCCUGUUCAGCAGUGUGCAGAGCGUGGCUGUCCUGCUGUGGACACCCUGCCAUUUAAUCCUGGAGUUCCUUUGGUCUGUUGCGCACGUGUUCGUCAGCGUCUUCAUCCUGAACGCCUACGGCCUGGCGCUGACCGCGGGCGUGGUCGUGGCGACCGCGCUGUACCUGAACAUGGACCUGCUGCGGCACGGCGUUCACGACGUCCUGCGCUACGUCAGCGGCGUCCCGGCUCUGUGCCGUCUGCGCCGGGCCCUGUGCCGGCUGUACCCGCUGGCUCUGGAGCGCGCUCAGACCGUGCUGGAGACGGGCGUGUGGCUGCAGAGAGGCGGCAGGCCUGCCGAGGGCCAGGAUAGGGGGGCCAGCGACGGCACAAGGCUCCCACCUCCCAUCCUGCAGCAGGGCCCUCCGGCGACUGGGGGCACGGCUGGAGGAAGGAGCCGGCGGGAGGACGAGGCCCCGGUGCUGCCGGGCGUCUCAGCGGGAGACUGCCGGGCUCAGGCCCCUGGGCCCCCGGCAGACAGCCUGCUGACCCUGCUGAAGGAGCAGGAGGACCUGAAGAAGUGCGUCAUCUGUCAGGACAGCAGUAAGACCGUGCUCCUGCUGCCCUGCCGCCACCUGUGCCUGUGCCGCAACUGCGCCAACCUGCUCCUCUCCCAGCCCAUUUACCGGCACAACUGCCCCCUGUGCCGACACAUGAUCCUCCAGACCCUGGACGUGUACGUCUGAGGGCCAGCGUUCGGGUCCACCGGUGCCCUGACACUGCAGGGCUGUAACACUUCCCUGCCUGCGCCUGGAUGUGAAUGACUGUGCCCGCUUUUUCACUGGACCAAAAGCUGAACUCACAGCGAAACACAAGAUCCUGUCUGUAUGUCUAUUCCCCAGUUCACUUGUCUGAAAGUCUUGGUUGGACCAAAGUGCUGUUUGUUUUGGUGCAAAAAUGGGUAAAGCUGCAGAAUAGGUGCACACACUAGAGCGUGACAUUUUUGGCUGAGCUCACAGUGUCUCAUUAUGCAUACUGUGGGAACCCGAAAAGCCUGUUCAUACUUUUCCUGUUCAUUUUUCUAAGCAAAUGUUAUUUUUUAUUUUUUAAGAAGGGUAUUUAAUGUUCAGGCAGGUGAUUAGUAGAAGAUUAUUCUAGUGUGUGUGUGUGUAUAUAUACCCUAGGUCACUGCACAUCUGUAUUCCAGCUGAGGAGUGCUGGACUGAUGCUGGUUGUGUAACUGGAUCAGUGCGCCAGGUACAGGGUUGCCAUGUACACAGAAGAAUCUUCUGGAAAAAUUCUGUUUCUCUGCAAUUAGUAUGGGAGUAAGGCAUUUUACCAUGCUGUUUAAAAUGGAAAUGUUUUCACUUGCAUACACAUUUAUGAUACCCUUUUAUGGCAAUUGUGUUUUUCAGUAAAACAUUACUUAGUGUUGAUGCCUGUUGAAAUUCUAGCCGGCUUGGCUUUGUUCCCCUGCCUUUGAUCGAAUCGAGUGCCGGACCAAGUAUUGAUCUGUUUUUUCAAAAAUGCCAUUAAGUUAUUAGGACAAUGCAAUCCCUAUCUAUUAUGUGCCUUCUCCAAAAUGGUAUUGACCAGAGCUCUUUGAAGUCUAAAGUUGCCUUUUUACUGUAGAAAAUGUCUGUCCGUUGUGGGCCCAGUAAUUCAAUUGUGUCACAGUUAUGGGCUGAGAAUUCUGCUUAAGUGAAUAAGAAUGCAAACAUGGUGUCUCAGGCCUUUUUUGGCCCAGGUUCUGUUGCUGAAUGUUCUGGGAAACACAAAUGGUUUAUUUGCAUGUGCCAGGAGUGCUUCACACUCUUAGUUUCAGCCCCACGUCCCAAUUUAAAAUCUGGUCAGUCACAUUGUCUAUUGCUUUGUAACCUGAGCGUAACCUUAGCACGAAUUGCUGAUGUAUUCGUGCCUGUGCCAUUGUCUUUAUAAUUGCAAGUCAAUCAGUGGUUCACCAGGUGUCAAUUUUGCCUGAUAGAAAUGCAGGAAAAUGCUCAUUUUUUUAACUCGCUAAAUUCCCUCGAGUCAACCUUGUUAUCUGUAGGAAAGAGCAUUAAAUCUCCAUCAGAUCACCAUCUCGGUGAAAGCUUAUCCAGACAUUUUCAGAAACUGAAAAUAAUAUUUUAAUACAUUGUAUACAAUGCAGGAUAUUAUAUUUGAGGACAUGCCAAACAUCAGUCCGUGAACUCAUUGUGUAAAUGUAAAUUUAAAAAUGAUAUCAUGAAAACUCCCUCUGUGCUUCAAAUAUCUCACAGCAUCCAAGAAUGCAAUGUUUACAGCCAUUGGCUUCAUAAAAUUCAGUCCUGAGUUGAAGUGCCCUGGUUUUUGGUGACUGUAUACUAGCAGAGCAUCUGAGGGAUUUCCUCUUUAGAGUGCACAUCUACAGUCUUCCAGGGGUGUACAGCUGUUUGUAAUGUACCACUCAGGGUUAGAACUUGACGUUUCUUAUUUUCACUGUCCAAUUAAUUGAUGGAUGUAGGUUUUUGAUGUUUUUGAUAAGCUAUCUUCUGGUUAUAAGCUUGUUUUUGUAGGUUUUUCCUUUUUUGACGAGCUAUCUUCACAGAUGGAUGGGGUUGGAUAUUGUCUUUUGUUUGGUUUAAGCAACCAACUGAACCAAGUAAAAAUCUCUAAACCAUUAAAUGGUAAAUUUCAUGGCGCAUGGCGAAGAUUCUUCUCAUUCACCCAUUCAUACACACACUCACACACCAAUAGCAAUUGGCUGCCAUGCAAGGCACCAACCAGCUCAUCAGGAGCAAUUGGGAGUUAGGUGUCUUGCUCAGGGACAUAUCGACACAUCCAGGGAGGGAUCGAACCGGCAACCCUCCGGCUGCCAGGUGACUGCUCUUACUGCCUGAGCCAAUUUCAUUACACCCCUGUGUCACUGUUGGUAAACCCCGUUAUAUUGUGCAGAUUGCUCUGUAGAUAAUAUGUUUACUGACAAUAAUAAUGAUGGCAUGCAUUAGAUGACAUUCUGCACUGUACAUUUUAUGUGGCAGUCUUCAUUUCCUGUUUGCGAUGCAGUCCAAGCUGUAACUGAAUAAUGUUUUUUGUAAAGUUACUCUAGGUCGAAAAUAUACCUAACAACAUUUCACUACUUCUGUAGAAACUCUUUUUGCUUUGCUGUGCAUGGGCUACCAUCAGAACUAUUUUAUGGGUUUAUACAACCCAUGCUGCAUAACUACUGAUUAUGUCAGAAAAAACUACUGGACAGAGCAUUUGUGGAUUUAUGAGAUUUCUGUCUUACCAUUAUGCAGCCAUAGUGCACAAGGAUAAUAUUAAUUGAAGGAAAAUUAAAAAUGUGUGUUAAUACAGAUUAAGAUUAUGCCAUUGGUAUUAUAUUUCCAUCUGCUUGAGGAAUUUUGCUGAAACAUGCAACACUUCCAUACACAUUCCAAACUUUUAAAUACAUGGAUUGUGAUGUUAUUUUCAUAUCUCCAGGCUUAUUUUAAUUUGAAAAAUAGAAAUGAUUUAACCCUGGAGUUUAUUGUAAGUAAGUGUAAGUGUAAGUGAUAUAUAUUUUUUGAUAUGUGAUAUAUGUUUUUAUACAUCUUGGCAUGCUGGUAAUUGGGAAUUAUAAUUGAGUGAAUCACUCAGUAUUUUGAAAAACGGAAUAAAUCACUACUUUGUAA
Molecule: messenger RNA, 4992 nt
Organism: Conger conger (European conger)
Lineage: Eukaryota; Metazoa; Chordata; Actinopteri; Anguilliformes; Congridae
Gene: rnf26
Product: ring finger protein 26
Exons: 1
Coding region: 832-2103 (423 amino acids)
Biological process (GO): ubiquitin-dependent protein catabolic process; protein ubiquitination
Molecular function (GO): ubiquitin protein ligase activity
Source: RefSeq, a predicted model, not a curated record